AACAUUUGACAAGUGAUAUGACAGGGGAAAUUAUUUAUUUUCAUUUCGAAUAAAGUUUUAAAAUUAUAAAAUGUUACAACGACUGCUUGUAAAUUUUAACAUUAGAAUAUCUAGUAGGCGUGCAAAUGUAUUGUUUGGUUUACCAAUUGCCAAGCAUUCGUGUCAUCACUGCGGUCACAGGUUAUACUUUUCUCACAAGGCCCCUGUCUUUAGAAAUUAUUACGAAAGGACUUCGCACAGUAGAAAUGGUAUAUUUACGAAAUCCAGAUAUUAUUCAAGCCAAGUGGACGUUAAAACAAAGAACGAGCCGAUUGAAACAUCGAAAGUAAAUUCUGCAGUUGCUGGGUCCAAGAAAAUUAAUGUAAAGUUAAAGCAUUCGGAAUUGAAGCGACUGUUUGGGUUAGCAGCUCCGGAAAAAUGGACCCUGACUGGUGCUAUUGGAUUCCUUAUCAUAUCAUCAAGUGUGACAAUGGCUGUUCCAUUCUCACUUGGAAAAGUUCUAGACAUCAUCUACAGCAGUACAAAUGACCUGGCAGGAGCGAGAGAGAAACUUGAUACACUCUGUUUAAUGCUCUGCGGAGUGUUCCUUAUUGGAGGCUUGUGUAACUUUGGACGAGUGUAUCUUAUGUCUAUAUCAGGCCAAAGAAUGACACAAGCUUUGCGGAAACAAGUUUACAAUGCAAUAUUACGGCAGGAACCGGCUUGGUUCGGUAAAACCUCCACUGGAGAGCUUGUGAACAGGUUAUCAGCCGACACACAGUUAGUGGGCCGCAACCUUAGUCAGAAUGUCAGUGAUGGCCUGAGAUCACUGUUUAUGGUUGGAGCGGGGACAGGCAUGAUGAUAUACAUGUCACCAUCGCUGGCGUUGGUCGGUCUAUGUGUGGUGCCACCCGUGUCAGUGUUAGCUGUCAUAUACGGCCGUUUUGUGAGAAAUAUAACUAGACAGUUGCAGGACAGUUUAGCGGAGACUAGUGAGCUCGCCGAAGAGAGGAUAUCGAACAUAAAAACAGUGAAAGCGUUUAGUAAAGAGCAGGCAGAAGGCGAAUCAUACGCAAAAAGGAUAGAAAAGGUUCUACAACUGGCUUAUAAGGAGUCGCUCGCCGUCGGCAGUUUUUAUGGCCUGACCGGCCUCUCAGGCAACGUGAUAAUCAUCCUAGUCCUAUACUACGGAGGCGGCAUGGUUGCCACGGAACAGUUGACUGUCGGCAACCUAACCUCCUUCCUGCUGUACGCGGCCUACGUCGGCAUUAGUAUAGGCGGGCUGAGCAGCUUUUACACGGAGCUCAACAAGGGCAUGGGCGCCGCCACUAGGUUGUGGGAUAUUAUUGAUAGGGAGCCGACUAUACCUACCACAGGUGGUCUAAGGCCUAAAGAGCGUCCCAAAGGCGAGAUAAUUCUAGAGAACGUAAGGUUCGACUACCAAGGCGCCCCACUACUUAAAGGCCUAAACCUACAUCUACACCCAGGGCGGUCUUUAGCACUGGUCGGUCGGUCAGGGUGCGGCAAAAGUACUGUAGCGUCACUUAUAUUGAGGCUAUAUGACCCAGUUGAAGGCAGGAUAUUGCUGGAUGGAGUGGAUAUUAGGGAGUUGGAUCCUGUUUGGUUGAGAAGCCAUAUUGGUUACGUUAGUCAGGAACCUGUGUUAUUUAGUGGAUCAAUAAAGGAUAAUAUUUUAUACGGAUCGUUAGGUGAAUUAGAAGACGCUGAAGAACUAAGUGACACAGAAAAAGAUAAGAAAAUCCCAGCAUGGCUGGCGGCAGCGCGAACAGCGCAUCUACACGAGUUAGUUCGCGGCCGCAACGGCUGGGGGCGCUCCGUCGGCGCACGCGGCGGUCAGCUCAGCGGCGGACAGAAGCAGCGCGUCGCCAUAGCACGGGCCAUUGUUAAGAACCCAAAAAUCCUCAUCCUAGACGAAGCUACCUCAGCGUUAGACACGUUUUCUGAAUACCUAGUCGAUAAAGCACUGAAAAACAUAAGCAAAGACCGGACCAUGCUCACCAUAGCGCACCGAUUGAGCACAAUACAGUCCGCGGACGAAGUCGCCGUUCUAGAUAAUGGAGUGAUCGCCGAAAAGGGGUCUUAUGCGGAACUCAUCGCCAAACAGGACGGUGUCUUCAGAGAGAUCAUCACGCACCAGCGUCUAACGAAAAAACCACAAGAAACUCAAAAUGUUAACGGAACUGUCCCAAAUAUCAAUGGCACUCUCCUAUAAAUUGUAUAUUUGAAUGACGAAAUUGAAUGUGAUAUACCAGAUUAUUUUUAUUCCAUUUAGUUUUAGAACUGUUUUAAAGGUUGGAGUCAAGGUUCUAAGGGAAAAUUUAUCAUAAUUUGAGAAGUGUCCGAAUUAGUGCGUUUUCACAUUAUCCGAUCCGAUAUCGGAUGUAGGACCGAUAUCCUGUAUAUUAAAGGCGCCAUCUUUGACAUUUGCUUUUGACAUCCUUUCUACAUCUGAUAUCGGAUCGGAUAAUGUGAAAACACUGAUAGGUUCAUGUGCUCGCAUUUUAACUUAGUGCUUGAUAUUUUCGAAUACCACCGUGUAUUAAAAUUGAUUGUUAUCUAGGUAGAAAUUGUGUUAGUAGCUAUAAAAUACUGAAGCAAAAAAGUAAUUUUAAGAUUUUAAAUUUUUUGCUAACGAAAAAGUUGAUAUCCAUGAUAAGAAUAAUUACGAGAUGAACAUCAAAUGUUACAUUUUCACGGAAUUUCCCUAUAUGAGAAUAUAACAAAAAGCGCAAUUGUUCAUGUAGGUUAUGAUUUGAUUACCUGCUAAAUGCAAUACCUAUUACACUUUCUUCCAUUGCAAUAUUGUUCAGCAUAGUAAAUAUUUCAAAAAGGAUAAUUUUUUAAUUGUUGUAAGUUUUAUAAUUGAAAAAUGAGUUACUGUACUGUGUACUGUACUGCAAUUCUAACUAUCACUAGUAAAAUGACAAUAGUCUUAUUUAGAAAAUAAUUAGUAAAUUAAUCUUAAGUGGAUGUAUUUAUACCUACUUCAGUAUGUCGCUAAGAUUUGUAAAGAUUCAUGGGUGAUUUUACAGUUAAUCUGUUAUAAUAAUUUUAUUUUACUUAUUGAUCUUUAUAAAACUCAGUCAACAUAACUAGACGACAGAUAAGGUAUUAUCACGUUUUCAAUGUAAAAAAUGUGUUCAAAUCGCAUUAAUUUUUAUUUAUGACAGUUCAAUUUGUAUUUUUAGUCUUACAAGUUACAAUAUAAACGGGUAGCGGAAUAUUUUUGUCUGAAACAAAUAAAAUGGUUGUUGUUAUUUUUAAAAAGUGUUAUAAUUUCGACGUGAAUGUUUUUAUCAAAAAAUCCAGAAUUGUUUACGGGUUUCAGCGAAAAUAUAGAAAGAGUUGGACUAUGCCCCCGCGGGCGUGCCGCCGUCAGACGCGGCUCAUUCCA
This is a messenger RNA of Leguminivora glycinivorella, 3394 nucleotides long. Its product is annotated as ATP-binding cassette sub-family B member 10, mitochondrial. The record is from RefSeq and is a predicted model, not a curated record. The transcript is spliced from 10 exons. Bases 71 to 2212 code for a protein of 713 amino acids. Gene Ontology annotation, molecular function: ATP binding; ATP hydrolysis activity; ABC-type oligopeptide transporter activity. Lineage: Eukaryota; Metazoa; Arthropoda; Insecta; Lepidoptera; Tortricidae. Gene Ontology annotation, cellular component: membrane. Gene Ontology annotation, biological process: transmembrane transport.